CUCGCCCAUAUGGUGGAAAUGCGCGUGCCUCUGUGCAUGGAAAUCCAUAUUACACAUUAAUAUACAUCUACCUUCCAAAUUCAGAGGUCGACCUGAGAGCAGCUCUGUGCAUACGAAACCAGACGGGGAGGGGUUGCUGGGGAGGCACGGGCUUCCAUUGGCUGCGGGCGCCUGCCGUGGUGCGGGGGUAUCUCUCAUCAUAUUCAGCAUGUUUUGCACAAGAAAUGUCAGCCAGAAAGGGCUAUCUGCUCCCUUCGCCAAAUUAUUCCACAACAAUGUCAUGCUCCGAGAGUCCGGCUGCAAACUCUUUUUUGGUAGACUCCCUGAUCAGCUCGGGCAGAGGGGAAGCGGCGGGAGCAGGAGGCGGAGGCGGAGGAGGAGGCGGCUACUAUCCCAACAGUGGUAUCUACCUGCCACAGGCGUCCGAUCUGUCCUACGGGCUGCAAAGCUGCGGACUUUUCCCCGUUCUGGGCAAACGCAAUGAAGGUACUUCUCAAAGCAUGGUCCCCAACUCGCACUCCUACGUGUCAGGGAUGGAAGUGUGGCUAGAUCCUCCCCGGUCCUGUCGCAUGGAAGAGCCGGAGAGCCAGCAGGCCACCUCGUGCUCCUUCGCUACAAGCAUUAAGGAGGAGAGCUCCUACUGCCUCUAUGACUCAGAGAAAUGCCCCAAGGGCUCGGCCGCCACAGACCUCGCUCCCUUCCCGCGGCUGAGUGCCGAGGUCAGCCCGGCCAGCAGCGGCGGCGGGGUCCCCGUCCCGGGCUACUUCCGCCUCUCCCAGGCUUAUGGCACUUCCAAGAACUACGGCGCGGGGCCAGCCGGGGCUGCCCCUUUCCCUCCGCAGCCCCCCGGCCGCUUCCAGACGCCUCCAUCUUUGCCUCCCGUCCCGGACCCGGGGAGGAAGGAGGAUGAGGAACGCUCCCCAAGCCCCUUGGCGUGCGUCUCCCAGAGGGAGGACGAGACUCAGGCUUCAUCUUCCACCGCAGAGGAGCUCUCUCCAGCUCCGUCAGAGAGCAGCAAAGCUUCUCCAGAGAAAGAGCCUGUAGGCAAUUCAAAAGGAGAAAAUGCAGCAAACUGGCUCACGGCAAAAAGUGGCAGAAAGAAACGAUGCCCCUAUACCAAGCAUCAAACUCUCGAGCUGGAAAAGGAGUUUCUAUUCAAUAUGUACCUGACUCGUGAGCGUCGCCUAGAGAUCAGCCGCACAGUCCACCUCACAGACAGACAAGUUAAAAUCUGGUUUCAGAACCGCAGAAUGAAACUGAAGAAAAUGAACAGAGAGAAUAGGAUUCGGGAGCUCACAGCCAACUUUAAUUUCUCUUGAUGAACCUAUAAACACAUCUUUAUGGUUUAAAGAGCCAGUAUCAUUUUCCUAGGCUGUAUUCAUCCGCACCUGUAUGGAUUAACGAUUUUAGGCGCUCUCAAUAUGUCCUUAACCUCUUAAGAGCUACUUUGGGGGGUGGGCGGACUAAAGUCACGCUAAAGCACAAAAUGCCGUGUGUGAACCUCCCCUCUUCCUUCAGCCUUUCCCGGGGCCAAUUUGUUCCUCUAAGCUUUGAAAUACAGAAAUACCAUUUCAGGAGCUGCAAAUAUAUUUCUCCCUAUCUGUCUUUCUGAAAAGUAAACAAUCCUAGUUAAAGGUGCAUUCUUUUAAAAUAUAAGUGCUGUAACUUGGACUGUACGUAGCUGCACAAUGAAGAAUUUAAGCGUUGCCAUAUUUCUAUAUACUGGGAGCUUUCCCCUUCUCUGUUUGCCUUGUCUCCCCCUCCCCCUUUUUUCCUUCGAAAAGCGGGACUUAAAAUAAUGAAAUGCAGGCAUCCUUUAAAAGGGUUUCACGGGAACGGGUGUUAGGAAUGAUUUUUCUUUUUA
Onychostruthus taczanowskii (white-rumped snowfinch) is the source of this 1864-nucleotide messenger RNA. RefSeq names its product homeobox A10 (gene HOXA10). Gene Ontology annotation, cellular component: nucleus. The coding region runs from base 225 to 1319 and encodes 364 amino acids. The record is from RefSeq and is a predicted model, not a curated record. Lineage: Eukaryota; Metazoa; Chordata; Aves; Passeriformes; Passeridae. Gene Ontology annotation, molecular function: DNA-binding transcription factor activity, RNA polymerase II-specific; RNA polymerase II cis-regulatory region sequence-specific DNA binding. The transcript is spliced from 2 exons. Gene Ontology annotation, biological process: regulation of transcription by RNA polymerase II.